AGACAAUUUGGAUAGGCUGAAACAAAAGCCUGUUACCCUAUAUAAUGGCGAUAAGUUGUAGGAGGGAAACAAUUGUAGCAUAACACUUUCAGUUUCAUUGAUAUCUGCAGACAAGAAAAUUGUGUCAUGGAGAAAGUGGGUAGGAAAAAGUUGGGGCAACAGGGACUUUGUGUGUCUGAACAGGGUUUGGGAUGUAUGGGUAUGUCCUUUUUGUAUGGCCCUCCCAAACCUGAGCAAGAGAUGAUAGAUCUCAUUCACUAUGCUGUGAACAGCGGUGUCACUUUUCUUGAUACUUCAGACAUUUAUGGACCAGAAACCAAUGAAAUUCUUCUAGGAAAGGCUCUGAAAGGCAUCAGAGAGAAGGUCCAGAUUGCUACCAAGUUUGGAUUGACUUGGGCUAAUGGAGAAUUCGGUGUGAGGGGAGAUCCUGCAUAUGUCAGGGCUGCCUGUGAAGCAAGCCUUAAGAGGCUUCAUAUUGACUACAUUGAUCUUUAUUAUCAGCACAGGGUGGAUACUACUGUACCCAUAGAAGCUACUAUGGGUGAAUUGAAGAAGCUGGUAGAAGAGGGAAAGAUAAAAUAUGUGGGUCUGUCUGAAGCCUCUGCUUCAACAAUCCGUAGAGCACAUGCAGUGCAUCCAAUCACUGCCGUGCAGCUUGAAUGGUCUCUCUGGAGUAGGGAUUCUGAGGCACAAAUUAUUCCCACCUGCAGGGAGUUGGGGAUUGGAAUUGUUGCAUACAGCCCUUUAGGCAGGGGUUUCUUUGCCUCAGGAGCAAAACUUCUUGGAAGUGUGACUGAUGAUGACUUUCGUAAGGGGAGUCCAAGGCUUCAAAGUGAGAAUCUUGAGCACAACCAAGCUCUAUUCCAAAAGCUAAGUGAGAUCAGCUUACGAAAAGGGUGCAGCCCAAGCCAGCUUGCUCUUGCAUGGGUUCAGCACCAGGGGAAUGAUGUUGUGCCCAUACCCGGAACCACCAAGAUUAAGAACCUGGACGACAAUAUAUUCUCUGUCUCUGUAAAUCUGACUGCAGAUGACAUGAAGGAGAUUGAAGCUAUUUUUCCUGUAGAUGCUGCAGCUGGAAGUCGAAACAGGGAAGAGCAUUUGGAAUUUUCCUGGAUGCAUUCAGAAACGCCCCCUUACAAUACUCUCCAUUGAAUUAAAAAUUUAAAGCACUUAAAUGUUUGUAUUUGUAUAAAGUUUGAACUGGAAUACUUGCGUGAGAUAAAGGCAUUGCAGGGCAGAACAUUUGCAAUUGAGCUAGAUGAUAGAAAGCUAAUUAAGAAUUAGAAACAUUAAAAAAUGUUUAAAAAAAUAGGGGUUUUAAAA
This is a messenger RNA of Cryptomeria japonica (Japanese cedar), 1323 nucleotides long. RefSeq names its product auxin-induced protein PCNT115. The transcript is spliced from 5 exons. NCBI's taxonomy places the organism in Eukaryota, Viridiplantae, Streptophyta, Pinopsida, Cupressales, Cupressaceae. The coding region runs from base 127 to 1152 and encodes 341 amino acids. Gene Ontology annotation, cellular component: cytoplasm. The record is from RefSeq and is a predicted model, not a curated record.